Messenger RNA from Vigna radiata var. radiata (mung bean), 1862 nucleotides. Its product is annotated as deSI-like protein At4g17486. Bases 318 to 1085 code for a protein of 255 amino acids. The record is from RefSeq and is a predicted model, not a curated record. Gene Ontology annotation, molecular function: deubiquitinase activity. The transcript is spliced from 4 exons. Lineage: Eukaryota; Viridiplantae; Streptophyta; Magnoliopsida; Fabales; Fabaceae. Gene Ontology annotation, biological process: protein deubiquitination.
AAAGUACAACUAAAGGACAGAAGAUGAUAUGUAGGUAGUACACGUGGCAGAGACAGACACACCCUCGUCAUCUGCCGGGAAAGUUGGAAUUUUUAAUGAAAAAGAAGGAAGAAAUUGCGGGGAUCCAAAUCCGAGUUUCUCGUUGUUUGGUCUAACAUUGUGAUAAAUUUAUUAUUCAUGGAUUAAGAGUCACGUAAUAAAUAAUUAUUGAAUAAAUCAAUAUAAAUAAUUUGUAGUGUUUUGAGGAUUUCCAAGGUUGUUUUGUUGCCCCAGGAAUUCAUAGAGAGCGAGGUGUACACAUCAAUCUCUGUGGAAAAAUGGGGACGACCAAGACCAGCUCCAAUUCUACCUCAAAAUCUGAUCAUAAUAAUAAUAAUAAUGUCAAUGGCGACAAAGACAAACGCAACACCACCAGAAUGGUGUUGAAUGUCUACGACCUUACCCCUCUCAAUAAUUAUUUGUAUUGGUUCGGCUUUGGAAUCUUUCAUUCUGGCAUUGAAGUACACGGUAAAGAGUAUGGAUUUGGAGCUCAUGACUUUCCAGCAAGUGGAGUAUUUGAAGUAGAGCCAAAGAAGUGUCCUGGAUUUAUAUACAGAUGUUCUGUCAAUUUAGGCCAAAUAAACAUGCAUCCUUCUGAGUUUCGAACAUUCAUUGAGAGUAUAGCUAAUGAGUAUCAUGGAGAUACUUACCACCUUAUAUCUAAGAACUGCAAUCAUUUCACGGAUGAUGUUUCAAAUAGAUUGAAUGGAAAACGAAUCCCAGGUUGGGUCAAUCGUCUUGCUAGGCUAGGUUCACUUUGCAGUUGCCUACUUCCUGAGUGUGUUGAAGUAACUACUGUUAAACAACUACCGGAAUACCAUGACUGUUCAGAAGAUGAAAUCACUGAUUCUCUUUCGUCUGCAUCACCAUGUGCAUCUCAAGCAACAUCAGUAAUGGACGAUGACCAAGAAAAGCACCUUUUGUCACCUUUUGCCAGCAAAGGAGAAAAUGUUUCGUUUGUUAAAGAGGCACCAUUAAAACUUAUGUCACAUGAUGGAGGUGAGAAACACUUGGAUAAUGCAUGCUGUGUUGGAUUGAGUAUUUGAACCGUAUCUGAUUGGAGCCUAAAAAUUGCUCAUUUUUCAAAGGCUUACUGCAUUCCUCAUUCAUUUAGUGGAUUCAGAUUUGUGUCAGGGUUGAUUCAAGAAACAGUGCCUGAUUGGUUUUCAUGUAUCAUCAUCAAUGAUUGUGUAUGAGGCCUAGUUGUUCAUGCAUCAGGGUUUGUAUUUGUGGAGCGAUGUGGCGCUCUUUGCCAUGUAAAUUUCAUCCAAGUUUGGAAAUGAGUUAUGGAAGAUUCUUUACACGUAGCAAUGGUUGUCUAUGAGGCUUAGCUUAUCAUCUGUGACAGGCUUUUUUUUGGAGGAUUUGUUGGGGGUCGUAGCUAUGUAAAUUUUAAGCGCAUUUUUAGGAGUUACGAAAUAUUUUUACUUGUUUAAUGAUUGUGUAUGGAGCAUAGUUGUUCUAAUGCAAGGGUUUUAAUGUAGGAGGGGAUUGUUGGAUCUCUUAGCCAUGAAUUUGAUUUACAUCUACGUUUGAACACUGAGUUAUAUAUAAAUAUUCUUCAAGACUUUAUAAACCAUUAUGUGUUUGUGGAAUUUAUGUAGAAAGACAUCUGUUAACCAAGAAAAGUUGUAAUAGUCUCGAAAUGUGUUUGGUGAGGAUGGAUGGUGAAUAACAAAUUGUCUAGAGACUAAGUCAAGAAAAAGAAAAGGAACUUCUUCAGAUGAUAAAAGGGUCUUCAUGUUUACAUGGAAAAAUCUAAACAAAUCAAGAUUUUGAAAAUAUAGUCUAUAAAACGACUUUCGAAAUAUAAAUUUUAAAAA